This is a messenger RNA of Epinephelus fuscoguttatus (brown-marbled grouper), 3660 nucleotides long. RefSeq lists its product as uncharacterized. The transcript is spliced from 16 exons. The record is from RefSeq and is a predicted model, not a curated record. Lineage: Eukaryota; Metazoa; Chordata; Actinopteri; Perciformes; Serranidae. Gene Ontology annotation, molecular function: calcium ion binding. The coding region runs from base 163 to 2883 and encodes 906 amino acids.
CUCUAUUCUUAAAUCAGUCCGCUACAAAGCAUGAAGGUACUUUUUUCACCAACUUCUUUGGUGAAAUGACGGUGUUUUCUUGUUACUUAAGGACUUCAGUGGUGAAAUGUUCACAUUUUUACCAAGACGAUGAGUAAAUUUAAAGAUUAGGGCUCGCUGGACAUGUCUGCUGUCGAGAGGAGAGGAGCUCCAGAGCCACACUGGGAAAACAAACCUUCCAGAAAUCAAGAUUUCAAGCAUCCCCGGAGGCUUCUGGCUCGGCCCAGGCAUCCCGUCAGCAGGAGCACCUGGCUGCCUGACGGCUCCCGCUCAGCACACCACGCUCACAGGAGCCCUGUUUAUGUGUCAUUUGUCAGCAAGGCCAUCUUGUGGGAUCGGGGACUCUGCCACUACAGUCCACAUGACCGUCCAAAUCAUCGUCCCUUAUUGUGUCCACGGUUCUUGUCUCACAUGAAAGCUCGUCCUGAGGACCUCAGACCUCCUUGUUUCCUGAACUCCAAGUCCAGACCACAGCCUCCGUCUCAGGGGAAGACGCCCACAACACACACUCUCGCUGCCCCGAAGACACAGACUCUGGAGGGUGACUUCCAUCCCAGUCCAGACAGAAGAGCAAAUCGUGUGCAGAUCACAGGAAGGCGCUCUGCUGUUGUUGUUCCCUGCCUUCCACUCCCUGCUGCUCCACCACCAUCCACCAUUAAUCCAACACCUCCCCACCAAAACACAGUCCACCCUGACUUUGAGAGACAACAAAGCAAGCUGAACACUGCGCCAGCUUCUCCCUCCCGUCCUCAUCCUGCUCCAGCGGAAGAAGAUGAAGUUACGGAGAGGGAGCGGGCACCACAAUCUGCUGUGGUGUCCAUCACAGAGUCAGAUUGGAUGCUGCAUCUUGAGCCUGCUGGACCAGAACGCUCACCGCCGCCGGCCUCCACAGUCUCACACGGGUGUCUUUCAGAUUUAAGUCGUCCACCAUCCAGCCUGUUCAGCCGCAGCACUGACCUCGCUAGCGGCAGGAGCAGUGUCCUGUCUGAUGCAGAUAUCGGGGACUCAGACCCAGAAGGCAACGUUUGUCUCUCACCAUUCCAGCCUUGUCCAGUGAUGCAUUCACCUUUGGCUUCCUCCCCUUCAGUAGGACCCAACCUUCACCAAUCAUUCGUGAAUGCUAAGACCACCCCUCGACUCUGUGAACCCCUGCAUGGUCAAACCAAACCCCCCUCACCUCGCCCAACAUCAGGCAUCCUCCCUCAGACAGAUAAACCUCAGAGCAGGUGUGACAGCACAAAAACAACAGAGAAUCUCCUCCAAGAUGAAUCUGCAGAUCCUGGUCUCCACCCAUCCUCGUACCCAGAUCGUGGCCUCAUUACCCUGGAGUUCCCUUCUGCUACUUGGUCCUCCUGCCCGAGUCCACGGAGCGCCACUUGUCGUUCAGGGUCAGGACCAAAGCUGACCCCUUCUGCGUCAGUGACUCGGCUGGAGUCUCAUCGCUGGCCUGUCCUGCCUCCUAUCUCCCCUGUCAGAGGACGCUGCGACACAGCAGCAUCACGCUGCUCGGAGCUCAGCUGCAGUCAGUCUCAUGUGUUUGAUGAACUGGAGGCCAUCGCCCCUCGAUCCGCUUCCUGUCCGUCUCUGGAUCAGCCGUCAGAUUCAUCUGGUAGCCCUUCACCUGACACAGAGCUGUCUCCAGGCCUGGCAGCGUUGACAGUGGGCUGUGACUCUGGGAAUCUGGGCUCCCUGUCCCGCGUCCAACUGCUCCUCCUGGAUCGACUGGAGCCAGACACCGUGCCGAGUCCCUUCGAUCAGGACGAGGAGCUCUCACCAGAGCAGGACUGGUCUGAUCUGAGGAUGCCAUAUGAUGCAGGCUCAACUGCAGCAGGUGUUCUGAGGCCCCUCACAGCUGGCAGCAUCUCUGAAAGGUGCGACUCCGCAGGGAAAGUCCAGGAGAACAAAUCGGAUGAGUCUGAAGGAGGUUCUGGGUCACCGUCUUCAUGGAUCAUAGACCAGAGUCCAUCAUACAACAUGUUCAGAUCAGAUUCUCCCUGCGUGUCCAAUCACGGUUCCAGCACAGAUGAAGGGAGCCCAACUGAAGAUGGUUAUCCAGAAUGGAGGGACCGAGAGGAGUCCUCAGCAGGAGGCACAGGGCCCGAGAGUUUUGACCACAAAGCUGAAGAGAAGGACAGAAGGAUGGAGGAGAGGAAAACGAAGGUGCUGAACAUGCUCUCCAAACUGCAGGACAACACGCCUCGUCAGCCAAAAGGCAGCAAAGGUCGCUCCAACUUCGAAGACUUCGACUUUUUGGCAAAGUACUGCAUUUUCAGUCAGGAGAGGCUGGCUGAGUACAAAAGAGCUUUUGAAGCAGAGGAUGGUGAUGGUGACGGCUACCUCUCGUGCCUUCAGGCUUUACUUGCUCUUAAAAACAUCAUCCCUGCAGAGCUGCUGUCGGACGAAGAAGAGAUCUACGUCUAUCGGAUCCUGGAGAUGGUGGACUUCAGAGUGACAGAUGGUCUCGUGGACCUGAGGCUCUUUGCAGUGAUCGCCAGCCUGGCACAGAAAAUAGCCACCAUGGAUGACUUCAUGCGAUCAUUGAUCACCAACAUGGACCUCCGCUCAUUAGAAGUGAGGCUCUUCAAAGCAAAGCAACUGUUCCUGUUCCUCCUGGAGGAGCAGCGAGGAGACGCUGGAGCUCAGCAGGGCUUCAUCAGCGCAGAGCAGCUGCUUCUGGAGCUGAAGGCCGGGGGAAUCCAUCUGGAGCAGGAGGCUGCGAUCAGACUGGAGCUGCAGCACAUGCCUCCCCUGGACCUGCUGGACUUCCUGGCCUACCUGCCGCUCUUCAUGCUCAUUCACAAGUCAGUCAUCGCCAACCCUCUCAACGACUCCAGCAACCUCUGACCUCAGUCACUGCACUGUGUGGCUCAGGUGGUGAUUGUUGUGCGCCUGGCGGCAUGCUGCUGUCAGGGGGCACACGCCAUCAGCCAAUUCAGCUCUGUGUCUCCACUCGACCACCAUACACAGCCCAUUCACUCAUUAAAGCAGACACGCGUCCGGCUGCAGCCUCCGCCCUACCUGUCAAACUUAGUUUCGCAGAAACACAAGCUACUACCUCAGAAUCUGUUGGUGAUCGCCACGGUGUGACCAUCCCCGCUGACACUCCCUCCUUCUCUCCAUCUGCUGAUGUAGAAGACAUUUAUUUGACCCAAAAUUUCACUUUGGAUAAAAAAUAUUUCCAUUUGAAGGCUGUAAUUUGUUGGUUUCUCUAAGUGCGCACGAAAACCUUUUAACGUGAGGAACAGUUAACGCGCCGUUUUAAGCUGCGUCAGCCUCUGUCCAUGACAUCGAGUCCAAAUUAUCAUUAUUUUUGCUGAGGUUUGGUCACUUUAAGAUCCAUUUUUGAGGAGAUAAAAGCAUUUCAUCAGUGCUUGUAUCCUACAGCUGCUGGGUUAGUAGGAUUUCAUAGCGGUGGCUCAAAUUUUACGCACAUGUGGCAACAGAUUUACACUUUGCCCUUUUGCGCAGUGGAUGGAUUCUGUUAUAGAUAAUCUCCAAUAUUACAAAAGAUAUUGGACAUUAAGAGUUUGGCUGAGUGACAUGUGACUAAACAUUGCAAAGAGCCACAAGUCGUUAAUUUAGACAAACUAGAAGGAAGAUAUAUCGUGCGUAAAAUGUGCG